This is a messenger RNA of Drosophila arizonae, 1010 nucleotides long. RefSeq names its product protein hugin (gene Hug). Lineage: Eukaryota; Metazoa; Arthropoda; Insecta; Diptera; Drosophilidae. The record is from RefSeq and is a predicted model, not a curated record.
CGCAUCAGUGAACCGUCAGCCGUAACGCGUCGCGCAUUCGACUCUAGCUCAAGUCCAGCAACUAGUUGUCCAGUGCCAUAUCGUGUGUUUCUUGUGGCGCUCAUAAUAAGGAAGGAAACGCAGCCCAACCAGCCUGUGACCCCCCAACCCCCCGAGGACUCCGCAACGCUCCAGCCAUGUACAGACUAAGUAAUUGCACAUUGCUGCUAAUCGCAGUAUCCUGUUACCUGGUCUACGCCAGCCAAGCGAAGGCUCUGCAGGGCACAAACAAACUGGAUUUGCCAAAUCGCAUCAGCGGCAUCAGCGUUGGCUCUGCCGGCGCCGCAGCCGCGGCGGAAGCACGCCACAAGCGCGCAAUGGGCGAAUACAAAGAGCUAAACGACAUCAUUGACGACCUGGAUGAGAACGGCCUGGUGCAGAAGGGCGGCGCCGCGGCGACAGCCUCGCAGGCUCAGGCGCAGGAAUUCGACCUGGAUAGCAUGCCGCCGUUGGCGUACUACAUGCUGCUGGAAAGACUUCGCCAGUGGCAGAGAAAUAACGAGCAAGCAUAUACCAGGCGCACGCCACGCCUGGGACGCAGCAUUGACUUUCAGCAGCUGCUGGACAGCCGUGGGGGCAACGAGGAGGCGGCUGGCGGGCAGUUUGUGUCGCGCAUGAUGAAGAAAUCGGUGCCGUUCAAGCCGCGCCUGGGCAAACGUGCUCAAGUAUGCGGCAGCGGCGGGGAUUAGGCCAUGGCAGUAUCAUCAGUGCGACCUGGACGAACGGCAAGGACGAAGCCCCGGACAAGGUUGAGGCCAGCCAUUGGCGCUUAGCCAGCUCAAAUUAAACUACUCACACAACGUCCCCAAAAACGCUAAAGCAAAUAAUCUACUUACUCCUACGACACUCACUUUAUCCACACAUAUGUAUAUGUAAAUGUAUAUGUAUAGCUAGGCCCCGAGAUAUUGAGAGAAAUUCGUAUUCGCCACAAACUAUGUGUUUAAAUAAAGUGCAGACCAUUGAAAACCUGA